AUACAAAAAACUAUUAUUGGAUUAAAGUUCAAUUAUUUUUGUAUUAAAUUAUAUACAAGUUAAAACAUACAACUAAAUAUGUUAUAUAUGUAGGUAGAAUUUCGUGCUCUACAAGUUCGUCAUCCAGAAUUUUAAAAUAAAUUUCCAGAACAACGAAAUUAUUAAAAAUGUGUUAAUUUUGACGAUUUUUUUAGGGUCAUCGAAUUCUAAGUUGACACAAUAAAUACAUAAAUAUAUAUGUAUUUAACCAUGAUUUAACCUGUGCAUACAUAGAUAUGUACCUUAACACCUUCAUUGACGAUAAGUUGAUUUGUGAAAACCCAGUGGGAUGAAUUUGGAGGAUGUACAACCACCACUUGAACAUGAUAUAAAAUACUGAUCACAAACACACCAGUGAACACAGAACACCCAAAUUUUGAUCAAAGCGGCUAUAAUUUUCAUAAAAUCAUGGACAAAACAAUUUUCACGUUAUUCCUCUUCGUCGCCACGUGCGCAGGAUUCCUCCAAGAGCUGACCCUUUACCACGGACCUGACUGUACCGCGGCUGAGAUGACUUUUCGAACCAAGGAGUCAAACUUAUCAACUUGGGAAUGGCAACACUUUCUUCCAGCCGUGCAGUCAUACAGGGCUCAUGGGUGGUGGUUUUUCUACAGCAUGACUGGUUUUGAUUUACCCUACGUGGAAAACUCUGGCUACAGAGUGACGCCAACUUGCAUAAAUUCUACGGUACCACAGAAGACAAACUCGCUUAGAUAUGCCGGACCAGCGGAAACUGACACGCCAGCCCUGGUCGCGUACGACGGAAGAAAUACGGAGCGGACAGAAUUAAUCUUUACGACAGACCUCGCUCACAAUUUUGGAUUUCUGGCGGAUUACGCGAUCGCAACUGGGAACUCAAAUUGGACAUUGUACUAUUAUGCAGACUUCUCCGGAAAUUUUACCUGCCUCUCUGGACGCGAUGGACCUGUAGGUUCGGAAAUAGCGUUCCGGUCGGCUAUCAAAGGAUGCAACUAAGAAUAUAUACGAUGUUGUCUCGUAAUAUUACCGUUACGUAAUUCUAUGUAUCUUUUGCGCUGAGAACUUUCUUUUACGAAGUGAUUAAUAAGAAUGCUUAUCAAUAAACAAAUAAAUAAUUGCCAUUUACA
Folsomia candida is the source of this 1145-nucleotide messenger RNA. RefSeq lists its product as uncharacterized. Lineage: Eukaryota; Metazoa; Arthropoda; Collembola; Entomobryomorpha; Isotomidae. The record is from RefSeq and is a predicted model, not a curated record. The transcript has 3 exons. The coding region runs from base 448 to 1014 and encodes 188 amino acids.